Molecule: messenger RNA, 705 nt
Organism: Nanorana parkeri
Lineage: Eukaryota; Metazoa; Chordata; Amphibia; Anura; Dicroglossidae
Product: zinc finger protein 777-like
Exons: 7
Coding region: 28-705 (225 amino acids)
Biological process (GO): regulation of DNA-templated transcription
Source: RefSeq, a predicted model, not a curated record
GCUCUACGAAGGACAGCGGACCAGGGAAUGGAUGUAGGUGUUAAAGAUUUUGAGGAUGUCGCCGUGUACUUUUCUGAGGAGGAAUGGGGCACCCUAGGUGAAGAACAGAAAAAGCUUUACAAAGAUGUGAUGAUGGAGAAUUACCAGGCCCUGAGCUCUCUUGAAAACGCCUGCAGAAAGCCAGAAAUGAUAUCUAAAGUCGAGCGAGGGAAGGUGCCGGGUGUGAGGAGUCUGCUGCAAUAUGAAGAGGAGACCCAGAUGGCUUGCAUCAUUGUGAGGCCUGAAAUGGUGGCAAAUCUCCCGGAACUCCUGACAGAUGAUGAGUUAUCAGACUGCAUCUAUCUGGAAAUUGACUCUGACUCGGAGACGGAACAACAAAGAAAGUCACACAUGAGCGACCCUGAACAAUGUGAGGAUUGGUCAGACUGUAUGCAUGUGAAGACUGAACAUAUCUCAGGGGACGAAGCGGAGAAAGAGACGAGUCUGAGCGAUCCAGCGCCGUAUGAUGAUGAUGAUUCUUCAGAUUGUAUGUAUGUGGAGCCUGGCAGUCUGCCCGAAACAGAAGUGAAAAAGGAACCUGGGAUGAGACAUCCUGUGAACUAUGAUGAUGAGGAGGAUGAUUAUGAUGAUGAUGAGGAUGAUUAUGAUGAUGAUGAUGAUGAUGAUGAAGACGACUCUUCAGGUAUAAUUUUGUACUACUACUAG